This is a messenger RNA of Callorhinchus milii (elephant shark), 2784 nucleotides long. It is a transcript of the gene susd2, whose product is annotated as sushi domain containing 2. Lineage: Eukaryota; Metazoa; Chordata; Chondrichthyes; Chimaeriformes; Callorhinchidae. The record is from RefSeq and is a predicted model, not a curated record.
GAGGUUAUAUUUGCCGUGUUGGCAUUCCAAAGCACUGCGAGACCCAGGCUGAUUCAGUUGCCCUUACAGGAGACAUAUGGCAGUGUGAUUUCUUAUUGGAGACCUGCUAAGCCAUUUGGCAACUUUAAGCUCAUUCAUUCAGCAACCCGUACUUACUCUAUGGGUUUACUGUGAAACCAUCAGUGAGAGAAAGUGGUUGAUAACAUGAUACAACGCAAGAUGCAGACAAUCCGUCUAUUUGCUCUUCUACUGAUCAGAGUCGCCUUGUUUUCUUCGCUUGAAGCAGAUGCUCAGAAUUCAUGUGAAAACAACUGCGGCCAAAGGUUGACUACUUGUUCGUGCCACGUGACGUGUGAGCCACUGGGAAACUGCUGUCAGGAUUACCGGGAUUACUGCCUGCAAAUAAGUCCUCAGUCAGGAACGUUAAUGGGAGGAACAGACUUUUUUACCGUUAAUGCAACGUUUAAGCCAACCGACAAGAUUGUGUGCAGGUUCAAGUCUGAAAUCGAUAUAGAGGGAUACGUCGAUGGCGAAAGGAAAGCUCACUGUAUCUCUCCGCUGCUGUUUGAGAACGGAAGGGUACCGUUUGAGUUAUCGACCGAUGGUGGCCAAACCUUCAGUCGCAGGGGAACGUGGGUGUCAGUACAGCACAACAAAUACUCUUAUGACUUCAAAAGCAUUCUGCUUAAUGCCACCAAAUGGCAAUACUAUGGGACGCCCAAUGUUACCGGAAAUCUAACACUGCUCUGGAAGAAAUCCCCCCUUUUCCCGGGACUUGCAGUAAACGUUGAACUCUGGGGUUACAGAGAAACAGGCGAGCCUUACACAGACAACUGGAGGGCAGAAUGGAAGUUCCUGUACACACUGGGCGAAGGGGUUCCAAACACAGGCUACUUUACGUUUGUGCCCAAACCCGCUGAGAAGCCCCAUUCAGAUUGGGAGAUUGGAGCGUUGCGUCUCACCAACAGCAAUGAGUCGGUUGGGAUCCAGAAUGUCAGAAGCGUGUGGAGCUCAAGCCACGCUCUGGCCUGGCACCUGGAGGAGACCUUCAGGAGAGACUCCGCCGCCUGGGCCUACAGCAAGUGCCUGGCGUGGCACGAGACCGAGCAGACCCUGCCCAACUUCCUGUCCGAGAUCGCAGACUGCCCCUGUACCCUGGCGCAGGCCAGAGCAGACACCGGCAGAUUUCACACAGACUACGGGUGUGAUAUUGAACAAGGGAGCCUGUGCACCUAUCAUCCGGGAGCUGUACAUUGUGUCAGAGCUAUACAAGCCAGUCCCCGGUAUGGAGCGGGUCAGCAGUGCUGCUACAACGCAGAGGGCAGACAAAUCCUAACGGGAGAUUCCCUGGGAGGCAGCACCCCAGACCGAGGACACGACUGGGGCUCCCCGCCCUCUCAGGCCCCGAGAGUCCCCGGAAACUCGCACUGGCUCUACGACGUCAUCUCCUUCUACUACUGCUGCCUCUGGUCUGACAACUGCCACUACUAUUUCUUGCACCGGCCUUCAAGUGACUGCCGCACGUACAGGCCUCCCAAAGCUGGUGCAACAUUUGGAGACCCACAUCUUUAUACAUUUGAUGGGAAAAGCUUCACGUUCAAUGGCAAAGGGGAAUACACUCUGCUAAACGCUGCAGUGAAUGUUACUGAUCAGUGGCUACGAGUCCAAGGAAGGACGGAGUUAGUCCAGGAUAGCAACGGGGAGGACGUUAAUGCGACCAGAUUCACUGCGGUCGCAAUGCAGGAAGGCGACUCCGACGUGAUCGAAGUCCGCGUUUCCAAUGACUCCCAGAGUGACAGCUUAGAGGUGCUGCUCAACCAGGGAGUCCUCUCCUUCGCCGAACAGAAGUGGAUGGAUCUCAGUGGUGUGUUUGUGUACAAGGGCUCCCCCCUGGAUGUUACCGUCAUGUUUUCCUCUGGGGCUGGAGUGGAGGUGAAGGGAAGAGGCGCUAUCCUGGGCAUCGUAGUGCUGUUACCAGAGGAAUUCACCAACCAGACCGAGGGGCUCUUUGGGGUAAUGAACGGCGAUCCUGACGAUGACUUGGGGAUCAGGAACGGCAGCCUUCUGCCGGGUGACGCCAGCCCAGAGCAGCUGUACGAGAUGGGCGGCAGCUGGGCGAUCGAAAAUGAAACCUCUCUCUUUACGUACGACAGUGAGUUCUUGUUGGACAACUAUUACCACGCUCCCAAGCACGACCCCGACUUUUCUCCCGUCUUCACUCCUGGGAGAGCGAGCGAGAACGACUCUCUUCACUCUAAAACGGUCGAACUGUGUCAGGGAGACGCAUUCUGUAAGUUCGACACGCUCGUCACCGGGAAUUUCCAAGUGGGGAAUGCGACAAAAUUCUUCCACGAGAACUACAAUAAGCUGGUCGGAAGCCUCGAACAAGUGAUUGCCUGUGGAUUUGUUGAAGAGCCGAAGAACGAAAAAGAAGGAAUCUUCUACUUGGCAGGAGCGACGGUGAAUUUUACUUGUAAAGCCAACUAUAUACUAGCAGGAUCGGCCCAUCGCACCUGUCAGGCAGAUGGGCAGUGGUCUGGCAAGCAAACCUUCUGUGUAGCAGAUAACAUUGUGGGCAUUAUAGUGGGGACUGUGGUGUCCUUGUUCUGCCUGGCCCUGAUCGGGAUCCUCUUGUGGUUGAAUGAAAAGAAGGUGAAAAGGAAAAAUGCCAAGAAGGCUCAAAAUAAAACAGGAUCUUCGUUUUCAAGAUUGGACAAAAUUGAUAAGCUGUAGUCCUAAAGAGACAGAACCCCUCCUUAUCCUAUUCCACCCCCCACUCCCUCC